GGGGGUUGGGAAUAUGUGCUUGGGCAAAGACAGUUAUAGCGGUAAUUGCUGUAACCCAGUGGUGUCUAAAUUGUCAGCCAUAAAAAUGUGCAUUGUAUCUUGUAAGCGGAUACCAGGUCUGUGAAACACCCGUGGUAUAACGACCAUCGUUGUCCAGCCACGCAAGUUUAAAUAAGUUUAUUCAUUCAUGCACUUUUGCAUUCUAGAAUUUAGGCAAAUUCUAAAAUGUACUACUGUUUCUUGUUCGUGUUUCUUUAUUACGUCACACAUCAGUGUAAUGGGUAUUCAUCGGGAAACAUUCCGCUAUCUGUUUGUUCCACGAUGACUCCAAAUCAUCCUCUGAACUCGCCGCAAGGUGUCGUUACGAGUCCUUUUCAUGUUUCGGUUCAAUAUUUCACUUAUAUUCCUGAUCACGAUCAACCAGUUUACUUAUCUAGUUCCACGUCGGCGACUUUUAAAGGGUUUUACGUCCAAGGUCGAGCUUCACUAACUAAUGAUAUCAUCGGUCGAUUUAACGUUAGUGCAGGACCAUCAAGUUUGACCACUGCACACAAUUGCCCGAGCACUGUAAGCGACGCAGCUCCAGGAAAUGCAGUAAGUCACAACUCUGCGUGGUCACAAAACGCAAGUCGACCAUCAUCGUUGACACUACAUUGGUCAACGAGACGAACUAUAACCACAGAUGCAGUGAUAAGGGCAACAUUCGUUCAAUCAUACACAACGUACUGGGUUGGAGUGCAGAGUGUUGUGCUGAAACAUCUCCCAUCAUUAACCACAAUAGGUUGCUGCAAUACUGAAAAAGUUAACACUACGACACCAAGUUUCUGCCAAACAUUAAACCGAGCACAAGAGAAUGACGAACACAAUGCUAGUAUUGUGCAACAAGCUUUACAAAUCAGUGAAACUUUGGCUGAAUCAGAGGCAGCCACUGUUAUCAGAUGCUUUUUAUGGAGCUCAGGAUCUUCUGAAAGAUUUCGACAAAAUGUUACACGAUGUUGUAAGAUAAGCCAAGUGUCACUAGAAUGCCAAACUUACUGCUCCGGUUCCUUCUACGCGACUUACGGCUCGACUACACUUCCAACAAUAGGACUGCUUGGUUGUGUUGAACAAUUCCCAAUAAUUUCUACAUGUCUAAUUUACCCAAACCACAUUCUUAGUAACACCACUGUGACGUGCCAACCUGGUUUUCAAUUAUUUAAUGGCGUUUGUGUUGAUACAGAUGAAUGCUUUUCACCUUCUGCAUGCGUUCCAAAUGCAUUAUGCAUGAACACAUUUGGAAGUUAUAAUUGCAUCUGCUCUGAUGGUUAUACUGGUAAUGGUAGACAUUGUACAGACACAAAUGAAUGCUUUUCACUUUCAACAUGCGAUCCAAAUGCAUUCUGUAAUAAUAGAGUUGGAAGCUUCAAUUGCAUCUGCUUUGAUGGUUAUACUGGUAAUGGUACAGUUUGUACAGAUAUAAAUGAAUGUCUUUCUUCUUCAAAUUCUUUGUGUGAUCCAAAUGCAUUCUGUAAUAACACAGUUGGAAGCUUCAAUUGCAUCUGCUUUGAUGGUUAUACCGGUAAUGGUACAGUUUGUACAGAUCUUGAUGAAUGCAUGGCAGGUUCUCCUUGUCAUUUAAACGCACAAUGCAACAACACUAUUGGUAGCUUUACAUGCAAAUGCAAGACUGGUUAUACCGGUAAUGGUACUCACUGUUCUGAUAUUAACGAAUGCCUGACCCCCACAACCUGCCAUUCGAACGCACAAUGCAGAAACACCGUAGGAAGCUUUACAUGUAAUUGUAGCCAAGGUUAUGUCAGCAACGGAUUCCAAUGUUUUGACAUUAAUGAAUGCUUGUCAAUGUCAACCAACAAUUGCCACAUGAAUGCUACUUGUUCCAACACAGAUGGAGGUUUUAUUUGCUUUUGUAAUUCUGGUUUCACUGGAGAUGGUGUCAACUGCCAAGUGCUUGCUACGCCCGCACCAUUACCGCUGAAUGCUGUGGUAUUUGAGAUUAUAACAACAAUAAACAUCAACUUCACGAGCCCACAGAAAGCAAAUGCAAUCAUUAAUUUAGAUAAAGAACUUCUCGUUGUUGCUCUUGCCCCAAUACCUGGCUAUCAUUCAGUGCGAAAAAUAUCUGAUAGACAGGGGAGUGUGAUUGUGACAUCAGAAGCAAUAUUCACCACAUCACAAACUGGAUCUGUUUACAACGUGCCAAGUUUGAUGAAUAUAAGGAACAGCAUCAACCAGCGUGCGAAUAGCAUCAAUUAUUUACUCCCCGGGAAUAUUCCAAUCAACCCAAGCAUUCCUGUCAAUAGAAGAAAAAUAGCGGGAAACACUCAAUGCCAGCCCACCACAUGCCCUCCAGUGGCCGGAUACAACGUACGAUGUGUUGACGUUGGAUUAUCAAGUUUUUCUUGUGUUUGUUCCACACCUACCAUGGAAGUUCCGUGUAGCGCAAGUGGCCUGUCUUCUACAAGAAACCCUACCACUGCUGAAGUUACCCAGCCAGUCACUACCCCUGCCCCCACUACCCCAAGUGGGUUACACCCUGGCAUCAUCGCCGGCAUCGUCGUGGGUGUGGUUCUUAUUCUCACAGUGGUUGGUGUGGUGGUGUAUUGCAAGUAUAGGAAGGAAAAAGAUUCAAAACCGAGCGACAUCGACUCAACUUCACAUUAUGUUGAACCAAAUAUAUUUGUUGAACCCGUUUACAUGGAAGUUGCAAAUUCAACUGGAAAAAGGAACUCAGUGCGAACUUCUAGUGACGGCUAUCUUGACAUCAGUGAAGCUUUCUAUAACGUUGGUGCUUCUAAUGAUUCAACCAAUCAGCUUCCCGUGUUGGCAUCUGAGGCUGGUUAUGAAGAACCCAUGAAGCUUGUGGCCAAGAAUCAACCAAAUGUUUCCCCUGCGCUUCCACGUCGUAACAAACCACUAAUGGUGGCAGAAGAUGAGGACGGAUAUCUUAAACCUCCAACUUUAGAUGCUACGAUGACGGACACCAAAGAUAAAGAAAUGAAAGACACAAACCCUCAGGAAAAUUACGAGUUGUACGAUAAAAGGCAGACGAUUCAAAUUAACGACACACUCGCAGAAGUUGGCGAAUAUGAAACAACAGAAGCAACAACUGACAACAACAUACAGGAUGAAAAGUUGUAAUAACAAACAUCUACAAACUUUUCGACUUUAUUUUCUAAUAUUUGCCGCACAAGUUUUAACGAAACAACAGCUCAACGUUGUCACCAUUGUGGGCAUGUGUUUGUUCAAGACACCUAACGACAAUUACUCCAACCCAGGGGUCACUGAUUUAGUUGAAAUUACAACUGAUUCGUAAUAAAAUGAAUAACUUACAAAGUUACAUGUGUGGUUAUUCAUGUGCAGGCGUGAGGUGUAAAAAACAGAACACCUGUGUCAUUUUUUUUUAUUUCUGGUACAAAGGAAUUUUAUUUUUUUGUCAUGUAAAAAAUAUUUUUAUUUUUUUUAUGUAUAUGGCUACACAAGAUUUUAUAUUUUUUACUCAAGAAGUUUCACUUCCUAAAGUAUUUCAUUUUCCUUAUGUAUUUGGGUUUAUGAGAUUUUGUCCAAACGUACAUAAAAAAAAAGAAAUAUUUUGUGUACAUGCAUGCAUGACUAAAUAUCAUGUAUCAGAAUACAUGUUUGUUUUGUCUCAUGUUGCAUAUACAUAAUUAAAUAAAUCGAACAAAGC
Molecule: messenger RNA, 3685 nt
Organism: Ciona intestinalis (vase tunicate)
Lineage: Eukaryota; Metazoa; Chordata; Ascidiacea; Phlebobranchia; Cionidae
Source: RefSeq, a predicted model, not a curated record